This is a messenger RNA of Vigna radiata var. radiata (mung bean), 2230 nucleotides long. RefSeq names its product probable disease resistance protein At5g66900. The transcript is spliced from 6 exons. NCBI's taxonomy places the organism in Eukaryota, Viridiplantae, Streptophyta, Magnoliopsida, Fabales, Fabaceae. Gene Ontology annotation, molecular function: ADP binding. The record is from RefSeq and is a predicted model, not a curated record. Gene Ontology annotation, biological process: defense response to fungus. Bases 115 to 2193 code for a protein of 692 amino acids.
CCUUCAAAAUCUAAUUGUUCGUCUGAUUUAGGAGGGAGGAGGAGAGGAGAGAAGAAUUCAAAUUAAUUGGAAGCAUCAAUCGUGAUUCCAAAGGCGGUUGGUUAUUAAGUAUUGAUGGAAGAGAGGAGAAAAGGAGUUGGGUUUGGAAGGAUGAAGGGUCCCUUUGGUGUUCCUGAAAAGCCAGAAUUCUGUGUUGGGUUGGAUGCUCCAUUGAGCAAGGUGAAGAUGGAGCUUCUCAAUCGACCUAAGUCCAUCAUUGUGGUCACUGGUUUUGGAGGAUCUGGGAAAACCACUCUCGCUACUUUGCUCUGUUGGGAUCAACAGAUCAAGAGUAAAUUCAGGGAAAAUAUAUUUUUUGUGACCUUCUCGAAAACUCCUAAGUUGAAGAUCAUGGUGGAAAGAGUAUUUGAACACCUUGGAUAUGAAGUACCUAAGUUUCAAAACGAUGAAGAGGGAAUUAAUCAAUUGGGACUUUUACUAAGGAAAUUGAAGGGAAGCCCAACGUUGAUGAUUCUGGAUGAUGUUUGGCCUGACUCAGAAGAUCUGGUGGAGAAAUUUAAAUUCCAUUUAUCAGAUUAUAAACUUUUGGUUACUUCAAGGGUUGCAUUCCCAAGAUUUGGCACCCCAUGUGUCUUAAAACCACUCCUUCAUCAAGAUGCAAUGACCUUUUUCUUUCACUAUGCUCGCUUGGACAGUAACACUUUAAAUAUUCCAGACCAAGAUACAAUCCAAAAGGUCGUGAAAAGUUGCAUGGGUUUACCACUUGCCAUUAAAGUGAUUGGUAGGUCACUGAGUCAUCGACCGAAUGAGUUAUGGCAAAAGAUGGUGCUAGAAUUGUCAGAUGGUAAUUCCAUAUUACUUGAUUGUAACACUGAAUUGUUAACCUACCUUCCUAAGAUCUUAGAUGUACUCGAAGAUAAUACAGUCAUCAAAGAGUGCUUCAUGGACCUAGGGUUAUUUUCAGAAGACCAAAGAAUUCCUGUUACUGCUCUUAUUGACAUGUGGGCGGAGUUGUAUGGACUAGACAAUGACGGCAUAGAAGCAAUGGCCAUUAUCAACAAAUUAGAAUCCAUGAAUCUUGCUAAUGUCUUAAUAACACGGAAGAAUUCAAGUGACACAGACAACUAUUACUACAAUAACCACUUCAUCGUCCUUCAUGAUCUUCUGAGAGAGCUGGCAAUUUAUGAAAGCACCCUGGAACCAAUUGAAGAGAGAAAAAGACUGAUCAUUCACACAAACGAAAAUGAAAGUGAAGGGGGGCUUGAUGAGAAGCAACAAGGCUUUGUGAUCCGCAUAUUAUCAAAUUGUUUUAAAUAUUGUGUUAAACACAAACCCCAACAGAUCACUGCUCGCACAUUGUCCAUAUCAAUUGAUGAAAAUAUUUCUUCAUGUUGGUCACACAUGCAUCCAACCCAAGCAAAGGUUCUAAUUUUGAAUCUUCGAGUUAACCAGUACUCCUUUCCGGAAUCCAUGAAGAAAAUGAGAAAACUGAAAGCUCUGAUAAUCACAAAUUACAAUUCUCAUCCAUCUGAGCUGACCAAUAUUGAGCUCCUUGGCUCUUUAUCCAACCUGAAAAGAAUUAGAUUAGAGAGGAUUGCUGUUCUUUCAUCAUUUGUCACACUGAAGAGUCUUAGAAAACUAUCCAUAUACAUGAGCCAAGCUUUUCAAAAUGGCAUCCUCCUAACUUCAGAUGCAUUUCCAAACCUAGUGGAUUUGAACAUUGACUAUUGCAAAGAUAUGGUGGUGUUGCCAAGUGGUUUGUGUUACAUUACCCCACUGAAGAAACUCAGUGUCACUAAUUGCCACAAGCUCUUAGCACUACCUCAGGAAAUUGGAAAGUUGGUGCAUUUGGAACUGCUAAGGCUCAGUUCUUGUACCGAUCUGGAAGCGUUACCAGAGUCUAUUGGAAGGCUUCAAAAUCUAAGGCAUCUUGACAUCUCAAACUGCAUAAGCCUUUCAAAUUUACCAGAAGACGUUGGAAAAUUGUUUAAUCUGAGAAAUCUGAGGAUGAUAAAUUGUGAAAGGUGUGAAUUGGCAUACUCAGUAGUGAAUCUUGUGAAUUUGAAGACAGUGAGUUGCGAUGAAGAGACAGCUACUUCAUGGGAAGGGUUCAAAGCUAUGCUUCCGAAUCUACUGAUAGAGGUGUCUCAAGUUGAUGUAAACUUAAACUGGCUUCCUUCAGUUAGCUCCUAAGCCUCUUUCUAUCACGUGCCAGUCUUUCAUUUCCUGC